Molecule: messenger RNA, 1801 nt
Organism: Hydra vulgaris (swiftwater hydra)
Lineage: Eukaryota; Metazoa; Cnidaria; Hydrozoa; Anthoathecata; Hydridae
Biological process (GO): DNA replication; DNA repair; telomere maintenance
Cellular component (GO): replication fork
Molecular function (GO): DNA helicase activity
Source: RefSeq, a predicted model, not a curated record
AUGGAAAACAUUGUAAAUGGAAAGUUAGGCAAAGAGGUAGCAAUAAGAAUGUUACUUUUGCAUGUUAGAGGUGCAGUUUCUUUUGAAGAUUUGCGUACUGUUAAUGGUACAGUUUUUAAUACAUUCCGAGAAGGAUGUUCUCAUUUAGGUCUGUUACAAGACGACGCUGAAUGGAGAAAUACAUUAACUGAGGCUGCUGCAACUCGGUUGCCAAAUCAAAUUCGACAGUUGUUUUCCAUUAUUUUGACUUUCUAUGAGUUUUUAGAUUAUGUCCCACAAAAUGAAGAGGAAGAUGUUCAGGUUUUAAUUGAUGAAGCAAAUAGGGUUAGACCAUUGUUAAAUGAUAAUCAGCGUCAAAUUGCUGAUGCUAUCCUUUCUGCUCUUAGUGAGCAACCUAACAAUGAAAACAAGCAGUCUAGAUUGUUUUUUAUGGAUGGCCCUGCAGGUUGUGGUAAAACAUUUACAUACAAUUAUUUAAUCGCUGAAACCAGCAGUAGACAUAUUAUAACUGCAACAGCUGCAUGGACAGGAAUAGCUGCAACUCUUUUAAAAAAAGGAUGUACACUUCAUGGUUUGUUCAAACUUCCUGUGCCGAUUUUGGAAAAUAGCACAUGCAAUGUAACUCCAAAUUCUAUACACGGAAAAUUCUUAAGGCAAGUUAGCCUUUAUUUACUAGAUGAGGCAUCCAUGUUACCUAAACAUGCUUUAAAUGCCAUUGAUAAGUUACUUCAAGACGUUUGCAUCAACAAGUUUCCUUUCGGUGGUAAAGUUAUUCUUAUGGUUGGGGAUUUUAGGCAAAUACUUCCGGUUGUAAAGAGAGGGCAACCAGCUGAUAUUGUUGAAGCCUGUAUAAAAUGUUCUCAACAUUGGCAAUAUGUUCAGCGAUAUUCAUUAACAGAAAAUAUGAGGGUUCAGGCCGAAGAAGAGGAAUUCUCUCAAUGGCUUUUAAAACUUGGUAGUGGAACAUUACCUUUAAAAGCAGAUGGUUCCUUUUGCGGGUGCAUUGAGAUUCCUGAGCAAUGCUUGCUUGGAGAAAAUGAAUCUUUAGUAGACAAGAUUUUUGGAGUUGCAGAAGAAGAUGAUUAUGCUAAACGUGCCAUUUUGACACCCAAUAAUGUUGAUUCUUUAGCAAUAAAUGAAGAAGUUUUGGACCGUUUACCAGGUGACGUUAAGGUUUAUUUAAGUGCUGAUACUAUUAAAACAGAUGAUCUUAACGAAAUCAAUAAUUUUCCUGUUGAGUUUUUAAACAGUCUUUCUCCAUCAGGAAUGCCUGUUCAUUGCCUAAAGCUAAAAAUUGGUGCUGUUAUAAUGUUACUUCGAAAUUUAGAUCUAAAAGCUGGACUUUGCAAUGGUACCCGAUUGAUAGUGCGUGCUCUACAAAAUAAUUACAUUGAUGAGCAAGUUCUAACAGGUGUUUCAGUUGGCAAGAGGGUAUUUGUCCCUCGGGUUCAGUUAACACAAUCUGAUUCAAAUUUACCUUUUACUCUUAAGCGUCGUCAAUUUCCUGUAAGAUUAGCAUACUCAAUGACCAUAAAUAAAAGUCAAGGUCAAACUUUUGACAAAGUUGGUAUUUAUCUCAAAAACCCUUGCUUUUCACAUGGUCAACUCUAUGUUGCAUGUUCAAGAACAAGAUCGUUUAAUACCUUAUUUUUUAAAAUUGAUGAACAUUCAUUACAAGGUAUGUCAUUUAACAAAUGCUACACAAACAAUGUUGUAUUUACCAAUGUACUAAAUCUAUAAAUAAUUAAUUUUUUACAAUUAAACUCCUCAUUUCUUAUAAAUAUUUUAACUGUAAUUUAAA